Anopheles coustani is the source of this 648-nucleotide messenger RNA. RefSeq lists its product as uncharacterized. The transcript is spliced from 2 exons. The coding region runs from base 1 to 648 and encodes 215 amino acids. NCBI's taxonomy places the organism in Eukaryota, Metazoa, Arthropoda, Insecta, Diptera, Culicidae. The record is from RefSeq and is a predicted model, not a curated record.
AUGCGCCUCUACGCCGCCAACGGUACCCCAAUCACCGUCUAUGGACAAACGCUGCACGAACUGGACCUCAGCCUGCGGCGUCCAGUCCUGUGGAACUUCGUCAUUGCAGACGUUGGUUCUGCCAUCCUGGGAGCGGACUUCUUGCACCACCACGACCUCAUGGUGGAUCUUCGAGGGAGGUGUUUGAUAGACAACAAAACGAAACUACGUGCUCCAGGAAAUACAGAUCAGACUAGCGUGGAAACCAUCCGCACGUUUGACGCCACUUCCAGCAUGUCUGACCUACUUCGUAAGUACCCGCAACUAACCUCUCCAGACCCUCUUGGUACCACACAACACAUGGGAGUAUCGCAUCGGAUAGAGACCACCGGCAAACCUGUUUCCGCUAGAGCCCGACGACUUGCUCCGGAAAAGUAUGAUGCUGCUAAAGGAGAGUUUGAGGCCCUUAUGCGACUCGGCAUCUGUCGCCCGUCUAAUAGCUGUUGGGCCAGCGCUCUCCACAUGGUCCGGAAGGCGGACGGUACCUGGCGUCCCUGCGGUGGUUAUCGCGCACUAAACGCACAGACCGUCCCCGAUCGCUAUCCACUUCCGUAUCUGCAAUAUUUCACGAUUCACCUACGAGGAUCCCGCCUACAAGAAUACCUGUGA